GUCAUUUACUGAUGAAGUUAAGUAACAGUUAAGUCCAAGUUUGUUACAGUGUUAUUUAUGAAUUUCAUUUAAGUGGGAUACUAAAUUCUCAGGUGGGAUACCAGAUUUUGAAAUGUUAGUAUCCGACUGGGAUACUACCCAAAUGUUUUAAUCUCGAACACUGAUAUGUAUAGUCUGUACUAUAAAUGUUUGUGUAUUCUUUCAUUUUCAGAUCAACAUGGAAUCAACAACACAAUCAACUUAAUUAUUGUCCAUCACUGACAUACCUGUAUCUGUACCUUGACAUUCAUCUUAUUCAAACAAAGACUCUUUGAUGCAUAUCCCAUUUACAUUAUGAGCAAACAGAGUCACACAUUUGAUAUUGAAGACUUUCAUCCAGGUAUGUCAAAACCUCCGCAUCAUCGGCAUUUCGGUGACCAUGCACAUGAUCCUGUGGCUAGAGAUUCUUCAGAUUCUCCGUUCAGACCCAUAAUUAUGCCGUCCACGUCUGGUUCUCCUGGUCACAGGGUCAAUCAGUGGACGCUGGACAUGUCGGAAGACAGUAAGUCUUCCAGACUCGAUGAGAUCCACCAUGGUGAGACUCGAGCUCCACCAGAGUCAGAAAGAAAACAAUUGAAAAAGGGAUCCUCAAGCGAAGAAGCAAGUCCACAUCACCAGCAUAUUGAGAUGACUCCUACGGUAGCCAGUGUUUCCCCCAGCCCAAGGCACGACAAGCAUCUCGAGUCAGUGUUGACAAUGCCCCCAAGUGCACCUCGAGCACCCAGGUACGAGCGACACAAUACUUACGAUGAGAUGCUUGACAACAUGGACCUGACCGAUCCAUUCAAAGGAGACUAUCAGCCGCCUGAUAAACAUAAAUUAUCGAAGAUUCCUAAACCAAAAAAGCACAAAAAACGAUCAUCGAGGAAUCUUAUGGGAGAACAAGGUGAUGGCGUUCAUACUCCCAGUGAACACAAAGAGAGCAAACAUGGAGUGGACGACUCAGAAGUGAGGAGGUUGAAGAAGAAGAAAUGGAAACCAGCUAGUGAAUCGCUUAACAGCACGACUACUUACACUGUAGAAAAAGGAGUAGAUAAUCCGGUGUAUAAGGCAGACAGCCGUAAGAAUUCUGGUGCUAAGGGGGCAGAUACCUAUUCCCUUCACAGCACGGGUACUUACACUCUGCAGUCUUCCGAUAAUGAUGCCGAAAUCAGCUUUGGGGAAAGUUUCAGAACAGGGCUAAGCAGAAAGCUGAAAAGAAUUGAAACCGUCCAGAUCUCCUCCAGAGAUUUGCCGACAAAGAGAAGGCUAGAUAACGGCAAGAUUGCAGAUUUCAUUAGCAGUAACAUAGAUCAGAGAGAAUGCAACCGGUAUGCAAGAAACAGUAAAUCAAGAAGUAACGCCUGCCAGUGUGGUCGUGAUUUUCACUGGCAUGUGGAUAAAGGCCUGGAGUGCAACAUUGAUACAGAUCAUGACUUCUGGCACCAAAAAACACACACCGAGACUAUGGCCUGUGAUUCCUUCGGGGAGAUCUUCUUUAGAGGUUUCGGUCAUGACACACGGAACUCUCCAUAUGUGCGACUUGAUAGUGUUACUGACCUUGAGAAUGUCUGGAAAAUACUUACCAAGUAUUGGCAUCUUCCGAUUCCAAAACUGCUAAUUUCCGUUACGGGUGGUGCCAAGCGUUUUGAGAUGAAACCACGGCUAAAGGACAUCCUAAAACAGGGCUUGUGUCAUGCAGCCGCCAGCACUGGAGCUUGGAUAAUUACCGGUGGUACAGGGACAGGAAUUAUGCAGAUUGUUGGAGAAGCGAUACAUGAAUACACGAUGGCCCAUGGCAUUCAAGACCAGAAGCUGGUGGCUCUUGGGAUAGCCACAUGGGGAAUUAUAUCCAACAGAUUCGCAUUAGAUGGAGAAGGCGACAUGGGCCUGUUUCCAGCAACCUAUGCCAUUGAAGAUGUCCAGGCUGACACACGAGGAGCCCCACUAGAUCACAACCACACUCACUUCAUACUCGUCGACAAUGGCACAGAGAACAUAUAUGGAGGGGAGAUCAAGUUCCGAACUGCCCUGGAAAGUUACAUAUCGAAAAAGGUGGAAACAGGAGUGGCUCAAAACCAGAGUGUUCAUGUUCCCAAUGUUCUCUUGGUUGUGGAAGGUGGAGUGAACACCAUGGCAACCGUCCGUGAGUCCGUCCAUCAACAGACACCUGUUGUUGUUAUUGAGGGAACGGGGAAGGCAGCUGACUUUAUCUCGCAGGGCUUCAGACAUAGUCAGCCGAAUAAGAAAGAUCCUGAGAAGACAGACUUUCCCAAGGAAUUUGAUGAAUACAUGAAAGAGAAGGCCCGGAAAAUGUUUGUUUGGGAUAAGCAAACUGAGAACGACAAGGAGAAAAAAAUCUAUGAAUGCCUUCAUAGCUUGAAAGAAUUGUUACAGUACAGGAGACUGAUUAAUAUUUUCAACCUUGAAUCAGCUUAUUCCAACAAGGAUAUUGAUCGAGCCAUUUUGUAUGCGCUACUUAAAGCCAACAAAUCCAAUGCUAAUUCCCAGCUUGCAUUAGCUCUUGCCUGGAAUCGCUGUGACAUUGCUAGAGAAGAAAUAUUUAGUAUAGAAAAUCGGAACUAUUGGAAGCAAAUUGACCUGUAUGAUGCCAUGGUGACAGCCCUAGUUGAAAACAAAGUGGACUUCGUACAGCUGUUUAUUGACAAUGGGGUGGACUUCAAGAAGUUUCUCACUGUUUCAACUCUGUGGAAUCUGUAUUGCAAUGUAAUCACUGACAAGACAGACACUCAGGCUGAGAUAUUCCGCAACCUCAUCGCCUACCUGAAGCAAACCUGGGCAUCAUAUAUCUUGUGUCGAUCGACGGGCAACUGUGAAAAUUAUCCAGACCUGUUGAGAUACGUCAGCAAAGUGGUAGUCUACUUGCUCAAGGAUCAAGCUGUGGAUCUCUAUUCAGAUUUUUUUGCAGAAGGAAGCUCCACUAACCGGAGAGUUAAAAGAAAGUUUAAAGAAAAGGCCGACUUUGAAAAUCCGGAACAGGAUCUAUUUAUUUGGGCCGUCCUCUUUAACCGCAAGGAACUGGCAGCUCUGUUUUGGCAGCUUGGGAAGAGUCAGUUAGGCUCAAGUCUGAUUGCGUCUGCUUUGCUGAAGGCUCUGUCCAAUGUUGCUGAUAACGAGGAGGAACUGGAACUUAGUGCUGAUCUCGCAGAUCACGCCGCCCUGUUUGAAGAGCGGAGCGUGGAGGUGCUGUCUGAGUGUUACCGUAGAGACAAGACGAUGUCUCACCAGCUGCUUGUCCGGGAACUGCCCUCGUGGGGCAGUCUGACGCUGUUCAGUAUUGCUGAUGCCCACAACAUGAUGGACUUCAUGGAACACUCGUCCUGUCAGACGAAACUCAACUUCAUCUGGAAGGGACAGAUGGCACUGUACACUUCAGAACUCAAGAUUCUGCUGUGCCUUUUCCUUCCAAUUUUCCUUCCAUUCAUCAAAUUCACCAGCAACACCAAAGCUAUUGACAUCAUUGAUGGGGAAGAAGAUGAGGAUGAUGAAGAUGAGGAAUGUCCAUCCAAGGUUGCUAUGGAGAGGUCAACAGGGGCCAGUAACAAGGUGGGACCCAACAGUGUGAAUAAUGAGGUGGAGUUUGCUCCAACAGGUUCGCCCCGAAAAGACAAAACCUCGAAGGUGAAACUUUUCAAAGUGGACAUGUUCGACUUCAGCCCCAACACAAUCAAUAUCUGGUCGGCCAUCUUGUAUUUCUACUCUGCACCAGUAACCAAGUUCUUUUUCAAUCUGCUUUCCUACUUGGUGUUCCUGGCCAUCUUUAGUUACUUUGUGUUGGUUGACCUUCGACCUGUGGAGGAACCCAAUUCUCCGUCAUUCUGGGAGUUCAUCACCUGGAUCUGGGUGGCAACCAUGAUGAUUGAAGAACUUAGACAGAUUUUCAUCCGAGAUGAGUGUUCAAUCAAGUACAAGAUACAGAACUGGUUCUCCAACAUGUGGAACCGGUUUGACCUGAUCAUGUACAGCAUGCUGAUCAUAUGCAUCAUCCUGCGCUUCAACCUGUUCACCACCACCUUCAUCUGGUGCCGCAUGAUGUACAGCCUCACCCUCAUCAUGUUCUACCUGCGCGCCAUGCAGUUCUUCUUCGCAGAGAAGAACAUGGGACCCAAAGUGAUCAUGAUACAAAAGAUGCUCACCGAUCUGAUGUUUUUCUUCCUCAUCCUGCUGGUCUUUGUGCUGAGUUUCGGUGUCGCGUACCACGUGAACAUGUUCCCCAACUCGCCCUUGUCAUGGUACAUCCUCAAAAACGUUCUCUUGAUGCCCUACCUGCAGAUGUAUGGAGAGCUCUUCUUAGAAAAUAUUGAGGGUGAAUAG
Gigantopelta aegis is the source of this 4353-nucleotide messenger RNA. Its product is annotated as transient receptor potential cation channel subfamily M member 2-like. The record is from RefSeq and is a predicted model, not a curated record. Bases 334 to 4353 code for a protein of 1339 amino acids. Gene Ontology annotation, biological process: calcium ion transmembrane transport. Lineage: Eukaryota; Metazoa; Mollusca; Gastropoda; Neomphalida; Peltospiridae. The transcript has 20 exons. Gene Ontology annotation, molecular function: ligand-gated calcium channel activity.